Emiliania huxleyi CCMP1516 is the source of this 537-nucleotide messenger RNA. Its product is annotated as putative abortive infection protein. Gene Ontology annotation, biological process: CAAX-box protein processing. The record is from RefSeq and is a predicted model, not a curated record. The coding region runs from base 1 to 537 and encodes 178 amino acids. Gene Ontology annotation, molecular function: metalloendopeptidase activity. The transcript is spliced from 2 exons. NCBI's taxonomy places the organism in Eukaryota, Haptophyta, Isochrysidales, Noelaerhabdaceae. Gene Ontology annotation, cellular component: membrane.
AUGGCGCGUUUGAUAUAUUGGGAUCGUGUCACUCUACUCUCCGCGGCUAUCGCGCUCUCAGUCUCACUCGACGACACCGACACCAGCAGCAUAUCGACCGGUCUGUUCGAGGAAAUCCUGCUGCGAGGGUUCUGUUUCUAUUACCUCUAUCGUGCCUGGCAGGCGCAGCCCAAUGCGCUGGUCAAAGCGGGGCUCGCGCAGGCGCUGAUCUUCGGCCUCGCACAUGCCUACAACAUCUUCCAGGCGCCGCUCGGCGAUGUUGUCCCGCAGGUCAUCUAUGCCACCUUGCUGGGGAUCGGCUUCGCCGGGAUUGCAGCCUAUACGCGCAGCCUGUGGCCGGUGAUCGGCAUCCACGCCUUUAUCAACGCGAUGGGCGAUCUUGAUGUGUUCUUCGGCGUCGAAGCACCCGCGGAGGCGGGCAGCGCGUCAGGCUAUCUCGCCGCGAUUGCGGUUAUGUUCGUCGUCUCGACAAUUCCCGGCCUGGCUAUGCUGCGCCGCCGCCAGGCGCAGAUGUAUGAGGCACCGCACCAUGCAUGA